AUCCAGAAGCAGAGCAUUGUGUCCCUCCUGGAGAGGUUUAUGUUGGGAGGAUCUCCAGAAGUUUCUCUUGAAGCAACGAAUGUGAAUAUUCCAUCUGAAGAUCCAUGUGGUGGAAGUAAUCCUGAAGCUCAGUCUAGUGUGACUCCGCAAAACAACCAACAUCGCAGCAGGACUAUAUUUUCUACAGACCAAACAGACAUCCUAGAAAAAGAAUUUCAGCGUGUUCAGUAUCCAGAUAUGGCCACCAGGGAGAAACUUGCAACGGACACCGGGCUUCCUGAAGUCACCAUCAGAAUCUGGUUUUCUAACAGAAGAGCAAAAUGGCGGCGUGAAGAGAAAAUGAAGAUGGAUGCAAAAUAUUCAGGUUCAAGGCAGGAAUUACUAGUGCCACAUUUUGGACUUACCCCAUUUAAUUCUUCGAUGCUGAGCAAGUGUCUCUCACCACAGAGGCAGCCAGUGGUGGAUAUUGCGCCCUAUGGAUUAGAUAGAAUCUCAUCUUAUAAAUUUCAUCCCAACGCUUCCCAGCUAUUCCAAGGAGAAGAGGCUUCAACAAGACAUUCCACUGUUUCUCCACCACCUCCUUUUACAAGCAAUACUAUGUUUCCUGCCGAUUUUUCAUUAAAUGCUGACAUUACCAGUUUAGAUGGCACAUCACUUCCUGUCUCCAUGGCGAUACAGCCACUGUCCCUUCCUCUUCACCAUGGCGUCAGUACAUCAAACAGGUAUCCUCCUGUAUCAUUUGUCUGUAUGGACAAUUAUGGAUUCCAAAGAAAUCAUCAUAGCUGUGGGUCACCAUGGACAUUUGAAGGGCUGCGUCCUGUGUACCACUACUAAAAGUAAAAAAGAUUGCACCAGUUUGGACCACAGUUUAAUCAAGCUUCAUAUUCACAAGGUCCUAAACUUCUGCAGAAUGAACCAUGGUUUAUUAAAAGAUUUCUGUUUAUUUUACGAAUGAAAUGCUGGGAAGCUGCAUUAUAACUUUUGUGACUUGAAACAAGAACUGCUGGAAAGAGAUGUAAUCAAAUAUUCUGCACAAAACCAUAUUACUCUUUUGGUGUUAUUAGGGUAAAGCAUUAGCUGUGGGGGUAUCAAAUCUACUUAUAUUUGACGUCCAUGUUGUAUAUUUGUUCUUCUUAAACCAUAUAUAUGUGAUGUCUUUGUUUUUGUAACACAAAUAAGUGAAUAACAAAAAAUUCUUCAAG
Pseudophryne corroboree (corroboree frog) is the source of this 1202-nucleotide messenger RNA. It is a transcript of the gene PAX4, whose product is annotated as paired box 4. Gene Ontology annotation, molecular function: DNA-binding transcription factor activity, RNA polymerase II-specific; RNA polymerase II cis-regulatory region sequence-specific DNA binding. The transcript has 7 exons. Gene Ontology annotation, biological process: regulation of transcription by RNA polymerase II; anatomical structure development. The coding region runs from base 40 to 834 and encodes 264 amino acids. The record is from RefSeq and is a predicted model, not a curated record. Lineage: Eukaryota; Metazoa; Chordata; Amphibia; Anura; Myobatrachidae.